Myiozetetes cayanensis is the source of this 2425-nucleotide messenger RNA. RefSeq names its product neuropeptides B and W receptor 2 (gene NPBWR2). The record is from RefSeq and is a predicted model, not a curated record. The transcript has a single exon. The coding region runs from base 653 to 1651 and encodes 332 amino acids. Gene Ontology annotation, molecular function: neuropeptide receptor activity; neuropeptide binding. Gene Ontology annotation, biological process: neuropeptide signaling pathway. NCBI's taxonomy places the organism in Eukaryota, Metazoa, Chordata, Aves, Passeriformes, Tyrannidae. Gene Ontology annotation, cellular component: neuron projection; membrane.
GUGGGGGAGUAGCAGUGUCAGAAACUUCUUCAUUGUUUGUGAAAUCUCAGUCAAUGAAGAGCUUGAACUCCGACACCAAGGCAGGCACUAAUUAAUGACUGCAACGCUUCUGCUCCUGCACGGAAAGCAAGUGCUGUGCCAGUGGAACAGCAGCCAUCCCUUGAGUCCUCCAAAGGCUGUGAAGAGCCAGACAGGCACAAAGCUCCCUCUCUGCCUCCUUGUUCUUGCCAGCCCCUGAAGAACACUCACAGCAGACAGCUGAACUGGAGCCACUCGACUUUCCCAGAAGGGAAAAGGCAAAGAUCACCAGAAUGCUCUCAGAAAGAAGAGUUCCUUGACUUACAGAGUUAUAAUUCUCUUCUUUCCUUGGUUCAUGGAGCCUCGUGUGCCUUUCAAACAUUUUUCCUCCCCUCAUCACUUCUCCAGCAUGGGGGGACAGGAGAGAUAAGUUAGGUGGCUCGUGUUGCCUCACAACACACCUUUGAAAAUAACCUGCAUCUACAUGAGAUAGUGGCUGCUUCUGCCAGAGGGGAAAAAAACCCCACAAAAAUCUAAACACCAAAAAAACAACAAAAAAACACCCCCACCCCUUCUUUCUUCUGGGUUAACAGGGCUUUCAGUAACAUCUGAGGGUGGUCUGUGACCAACAGGCAUGGGAAACAGCUCUUUUUGGGAUGAUCUGAACAGUACCUGCAGCAAUGCAGGCAACAGCUGCUACCUGGACAACAGCAUGAAGUUCAACUUCUCCUUCCAAGAGCAGGCAGCUGAUUUCUAUGUUGUCCUCCCCGUGAUUUACUCCGUGAUCUGUGCUGUGGGGCUCACAGGCAACACUGCUGUCAUCUACGUGAUCCUCAAGGCCCCCAAGAUGAAGACUGUGACAAACAUGUUCAUCCUGAACCUCGCUAUAGCCGACGACUUGUUCACACUCGUCUUGCCCAUUAACAUCGCGGAACACCUGCUCCGCUACUGGCCCUUCGGAGAGGUCCUCUGCAAGGUCAUCCUGUCCAUAGACCACUACAAUAUCUUCUCCAGCAUUUAUUUCCUAACAGUGAUGAGCAUAGACAGGUAUCUGGUGGUACUGGCUACAGUCAGGUCCAAGAGGAUGCCCCAUCGCACGUACCGAGCGGCCAGGAUUGUCAGCUUGUGCAUCUGGAUCCUGGUCACCAUCAUAGUCCUCCCUUUCAUCAUCUUCGCCAACGUCUACACCGACGACCUGGAGAUAAAGAGUUGUGGUCUCAAUUUCCCCAAGCCUGAAAGGUUUUGGUUCAAAGCCAGCAGGAUCUAUACCCUCAUCCUUGGCUUUGCCAUUCCAGUAUCCACCAUCUGCAUCCUCUACACCAUGAUGCUCUACAGGCUAAGGAACAUGCACUUGAACUCCAACGCCAGAGCCCUGGACAAAGCCAAGAAGAAAGUCACUGUUAUGGUCUUCAUAGUCCUGGCUGUGUUCCUCUUCUGUUGGACCCCCUUCCACUUGGCCACGGUCGUGGCUUUGACCACUGACUUGCCCCAGACCUCUGUGGUCAUUGGUAUAUCCUACUUCAUCACCAGCCUGAGCUAUGCUAACUCCUGCUUGAAUCCUUUCUUGUACGCUUUCCUGGACGACAGUUUUAGGAAAAGUUUUCGGAAGUUGCUGGAAUGCAGAACUUCUUGAGCAGCGGGGUUGGGGGGGUCACAGAUCCUUGCCCUCCCAGGGCUUUGCAGGGGCAGCUUCAAAGACUGAAGGGGUGGCCAACGAAUGCACAAUGUCCGUUCUUUCAUUUACACGUGGUGUGUUCGUCUGGUUAUGAUGCUCAUCCUCCACAGUUUGUCCUGCUCCCUUGCAGCUCUUAUUUCCCUUCUUUGCUCCUCCCAGCUCCUCAGAGUUGCAUUUCUGUAUUCUUAUUUUUAAUCUACACACUCCAAAUUAUUAAGGACAGAAAACUUCCUUUCAGAGGUGCGUUUCUAGCACAUAGUGGUCCUUUAUUGCCAUCUGCUGUACAGCACUGACAGGCUGGAGAGCACUUUUCAGAAUAAUGCAAUGCUCAGUUCUUUAUUACCAUGUUAUUAGGAUUGUUUCAUGGGGCAGAGCUAAUGAGCACUUUCAAUGAAAUAUAAAUAAAAAGGACAGAGGAUGAGUAUUUGGAAAUAAAAAAAAAAAGAAACCAUUUUCAUAUCCAUGUAUGUGCCUGUGUGUUAUAGCUUUGUUUUUGAUUUUGGGGGUUGUUCAUCUUCCACCCCACCCCACCCCAAAUUCCCUCUUUCCUGGACUGUUAACACAGGUUAAAUUUAGACCAAAAAGAAGAUUUGUGUCUCAAAAAUAGAGUUAAACAACACAUCAUGCCAAUAGUAUGACAACUGUGGGAAUUUGUGUUAGAAAUUAUUUUUAACUAAUUGUUCCUGUUAAGUGUCAAAUAUAUAUUUAUUUAAGAGUGAUUCAUGAAAUAAA